CUGUUGGUUAUUCUAUACACGAUCGUCGACACGAUUGGUACACAUGUAGCAUGCUAGUUAUUGGGAUGCAGGAAGUUGACAGUGCAUACUGUGCAUCGAACAAAUUAACCAAAUUGGGUAUAUCUGUGACAUAUGGUGACAUAUACAUGAAGUGACUUCUAACAGUUCAUUAAUCAUUUAAUUUAUUGUUGCUAUGAUGGUAAUAUCGGAGAUGUUAAAUGUAUGGCAUCUAAGUUAGUUCUUCCGUGGAUUUGCCGUAGUGAUUUUUCUCUGUUAAUGCGUUUUGUUAGCUCUGGAAUUAUCAGUAAUACAAUGCAAAUUAAUAACAGUAAGGUUAGACUUAAAAUGGCACUCAUUGUCUGGUAUUUAAGUUUGCAACUCGUCGGUACCCACACUGAAAAGUUUCGUACAGCUCUAACCAUUAAAGAGGGCUUAGAUGAUUUGAACAUUGAAGAGGAUGCUGAGUCUGAUACAGAAGACAUGGAGGUAUUUUAUCCGACUAGCAAAUGGCAGACUCUCAAACCAGGUCAAGCUGUUCCAGCAGGCUCUCAUGUCAGGCUGAACCUUCAGACCGGACAAAGAGAAGCCAAACUCGGAGAAGAAGAGGGUCUUAAAUACUGGACAGAUGGAAAGAGGCAAGGAAUGGUGAACCAAAAUGCUGCAUCAUUUACGCCCCAGGAGCUAAAAGAGGCUCUAAAGAAGUUUAAAAAAGAAGCAGAUGACUUUUCUAAAAAAGACUCAGAGCAGGAUAAGGAGUCUGUCAGGGCCCAGUUUCGCUCCAUGAAUGAGCUGAAAAAAGACAUGGAAGCACUGGACUUGCUGGUAGAGACAGAUGUCCAGAUUAUGAGAAAAUUGCUGUCCAAAAUUGGCAGCAUCAACAGUACAGUGGAUGAAAGGGUCACUGCCCUCCUUGACCUAGAGUACCUUGUUCACCAGGUAGACAAUGCACAGAACCUGGUGACCAUGGGUGGACUGCAGCUGGUUACUGAUGCCUUAAAUAGCACAGAUGUUAGACUUCAGGAAAGUGCUGCAUUUGUACUAGGAUCAGCUGUUUCAGGUAAUCCAACAGUCCAAGUUGAGGCAUUUGAGGGAGGGGCCUUACAGAAGCUACUGACUCUGCUAGCCACCCCACGACUAAUAUCUGUUAAGAAAAAGGUAUUGUUUGCAUUGGCAUGCCUGUUGCGCCACUUCCCUUUCGCUCAAAGUCACUUUGUGAAGCACGGAGGAGUACAGGUACUUGGUGAGCUCUUCCAAGCACAAGAUGCUGAGACUCUGCGUGUGAGAAUCGUCACACUGCUCUAUGACAUGAUUACUGAGAAGGAGCUGAUAUCACAGCAUGGUACAGAUGCUCCACCAGGCUCUACCAAUCAGGAACGCCUACGGCAGUAUGCUGAAGUGUCUUUCCUGCCCAUGUUAGCCGAGCAGGGCUGGUGCGGUCUGGUACCUGAACUUCUGGCCUCUCCUGACCAUGAUUGGCGAGAGAAGGCUUUGCAUACUCUUCUGGCCAUGAUGCCCCACUGUCUGACUCAGUAUCAGCAGAACCCCAAGCUGAUCACAUCUCUCAGUGUUCUGCAGAAACAGUACCAGGAGCUAGUCCUGACCGAGGAGACCCAGGGUGAAGAGGAAGGAUACUUUAAUGAGGUCUUGGCCCUGGUGGACUCUUUGGUAGUGAAAAUGCACUGAGGGCACAAUGGGUGUAGACAGCUUUACAUCAUUAAACAAUAAAAAGGCUUGUUUGAGUUAAA
Molecule: messenger RNA, 1745 nt
Organism: Electrophorus electricus (electric eel)
Lineage: Eukaryota; Metazoa; Chordata; Actinopteri; Gymnotiformes; Gymnotidae
Gene: sil1
Product: SIL1 nucleotide exchange factor
Cellular component (GO): endoplasmic reticulum
Molecular function (GO): adenyl-nucleotide exchange factor activity
Source: RefSeq, a predicted model, not a curated record